Molecule: messenger RNA, 2082 nt
Organism: Ogataea angusta
Lineage: Eukaryota; Fungi; Ascomycota; Pichiomycetes; Pichiales; Pichiaceae
Exons: 1
Coding region: 1-2082 (693 amino acids)
Molecular function (GO): RNA binding
Source: RefSeq, a predicted model, not a curated record
AUGGAGGGCAUUGACGACAGCAGUAUCCAGCUUUUCAAGAACUCGGAAAUCGAGAAACAUACAGAAUUGCAGCCAAUGGCCGACAACGGCCUCUUGAGAUCAGAGAACCUUAAAUUCCAUAGUGACAGUGGUACCGAGCAGUCUUCCGACUACUCAGAGGGAGCAUCUUCCUGUGGUGAGGAUGAUGAGCUUGAAGAGGAGAACCGGAAUGCGAAACAACAGCCCUUGUCUGGUCCUGAGGAGAAGGCGACUGGAAAAGUAGAGAACACAAGCGUUUCGUAUGAAGAUGACAGCUUUAGUAAAGAAACCGAGAGCUCCUCCGCCGAAAGAGGGCGCCCUUCAGCUUGUGUUUUUGUGGCCAGUCUAUCUUCCAACUUGUCUGAUGACAUUCUUUGCCAGUCAGUCAGCAACCAUUUCAAACAAUGGGGUACCAUCUCAUUAGUGAAAGUGUUGAGAGAUCCUGCUAACAGGCCAUAUGCAUUUGUUCAGUAUACGAAGGAGGAGGAUGCAAAACGUGCAAUUGUAGAAGGCCAACACUCUUUGCUAAACGGGAGAACCAUAAGGUGUGAAAAAGCUCGAGUCAAUCGUACUCUUUACAUCGAGACUACGAAUAAGGCAUUGCCAGAAUCUUCAAUCAGAUCCUUUCUGGAAAAAUACGGAGAGAUUGAGAGACUGGUUUCUGUGGAUGAGAAAUCAAAUCUAGUUGAUCUACAUACCGGGUCUCACUCUUAUUGGUUUUGCAAAUUUGUAUAUCGUCAAGAUGCUAUUAGCGCCUACGCAAACCUGAAAGUCAAACCCUUCUGGAAUGUUGAAUGGGCACAAAAUCUUGAAGAUGAAUCAAGCGACACUCCUGAAGUGACAAUUGACAAGUACUCCAUUUUUGUCGGCCAGCUUGAUCCAAGGAUUAACCGAGAUGAACUGAUUGAAAGGUUUGAGCAACAUGGCAAAAUCAAAGAGGCCAUCUUAGUCAACAGGCCAUUGAAUAACUUCGCCUUUGUCAAGUUUGAAACCAGAAAAGCUGCUGCAUCCGCAGUCGAAAGAGAAAACCAUUCAAUGUUUAAGUUCAAGACUAUUCAUGUGCAAUACCGUGAGAUGUACAACAACUACAAAAACAAGUAUUCAAACGAAAGCGGACCAAAGUUGAAUUUGGCUCCACCACCCGUGAGCUUCAGAAGAAGACAUUCUUACAAUUCGAACAACGGUAACAACACCAACAACAAUAAUCAUAGCUAUACGGGAAGUAAGCCUAAAAAAGCUCCCAAUUUCUACCGGCCGCGGUUCGGUAGUUUCAGUGGUUUUCCCGAACAAGAGAUGCAACCAUUUUCCUCAUUCAAGAGGAAUAAUAUAUCCAACCCUCCACCACUGAGAAGGUUUUCAUUUGAGGAUCACGUUUCGCCUGCAGGUUCAUCAGGAAAGACCUACAAAAAUAAAUUUGACUUUGCUGGUGCUGGUGCUGGUGCAGGUAGCAAAAACGUCAAUGAUGCCACUAAGAGCACUAAAGCAUCUGCCUCUCUAGCAGAAGACCCAGAUGCCAUCCUUAGCGACGACGAGCGGCUAUCGAACAACGGGAUGACAAGAAUUGAGGAGAACGACGAUGCCACUGCGGGUCGUAAUACCCAUACAGCAUAUUCAUCAACUACGAAUGGAGCGUCCAAAACCACUUAUUCGUACACAUCCGUCGAUGUGGACGAGUACUCCCCCAAAUUCCCUCCAGUGCAUCCAAUGGUCGAUUCUAAAAUGGUUCCAAAGAUGGGAAGUGCUGGGGGACCUAACUAUUACCAAUCGCCAGCGCCCUAUUACUACCUUGUUCCAACGAAGGAUUUAGGUGGCUACAUGGGCAAUGCAGUUUCUUCAGGGGUCCACAAUCCAGCGAUCAUGGGAGUUCCUGGAAAUGCUGCUGGAGUUCAGGGAGUUGGAGGACCUCCGACAACUGGAUACUACUACACCUAUGCGCCAUAUGAUCCAAAUACCAGUCCUUCUCUCUAUCCAUGCUACAUGUACUAUAAUCCGAAUCCGGCUCCUGGCACGCCAACAGAACAGAACCAGGGAUAUCUCUCCGAGUCAUAUGACCAGAAGUUCUAG